GAUGCGCCCGUCGUUCGUUUGUGAUGCGCAAACGAACGGCUGUGCUCUUUCUUGAUAUAAAUUGUAGUGUGGGGUAAGAGACCAAAUGCUUUAGAGUUCAGGUUUCAAUGAGUCGCACUUUAGAGCGUAUUUUGGCACCUGAGGUACUUGUUGAUUGAGCCCUUUGUAUAGUGGAAUUUUUUUGAAUUUUACGAACGUUAAAUUUACAUAAGUCGUAUUUAGAUGGAGCUGAUUUGAACGAAUAAUGAAUUGCAUUUUAAGCGGUCGGGUACUGGUACAAUGUCGAUAUUAGUCUGAUUAGAUCGAGAAAAACAAUUUGCUUUUUGGUAGGCUUCAAUCUACUUUUAUAUGUUAACAAAAAUGGGCGCUCUAAAGCUUUUAAACUUAUAGCGGAUAUUUCAGUGCAAUGCGCCUGGACUAAAAUGAUUAAAGAAUUUGAAAAAUCCGGUCCAACUUAGACAUUAUCAUGUAAAAACAUCUGUAGCGUAAUGCUGAGUAGUUUGUCUAGCUCAUGCGGUCGAGUUUACAAACAGCGACUUUUUCGCAAAAAUGAAUUCCUUUGUUUCAAGUCACAGGUUGCCAAUCAGCGGCUUUGUUACCCAAUUUUAGAUUUCGUCUCAGCAGUAGCGACGCGGCGCAUUUGAUUUGCGUAUGGAGCGUUGUGAUAUCCGUCGGCUUCACUGAGAGGUCGUCUAUUUUCGGUCUGAUCGUCUGUGUUUUCCAAAAUAUUCCAGUGACGAACCACUAGUUCGACAAACACUUUCGAUGCGGCCAAAACGCGACGCGGGCCCCUGCGAUGCAGGCCAGGCUUUGCCCCGUUUGAAUGGGUGAUUUUCGACCCACUCUGAACAUUCCCCUUGUCUAGAAGGUAUUCGUCAGUUUUUGUGUGGGAUCGCUUUUGCUGUCGUACAGGAACUUUUUUCGUUGCCCACAUGUCUGCUACUGUGGCCUCUCCUGCCUCGCUGGGACCCUGGUCGGCCUCCCAACGAAAAGCGGCCUCAAGAAUUUUCGCUCAGGCCUUGUUCUCCGCCUUGCCUAAACCUCCCAGAAUUGCGGAUCUUCCGUACACAUCUGGAAAGGAGGCAUUAGUUGAGCAGAAAAUCGAAUCAGGCCAAGUGAAAAAACAGUACAAUAACGUAAACUCGUAUGAAUCGGACCAAGACGACUAUAGCGAUGAAGAUGAGAGUGGCUCGAGUUAUUCGGAAAGCGAUUAUUAUGAUUCUUCGAUCUAUUCUGAAGAGAAGCAGAAGGAAAGUGUACUGCGCUGCAAUGCGCUUCACUCUACCAGGACAUAAUUUAUGUGGCACUUUAAUUGGAACACACGACGAAUCAGAUAUUGAAAUUAUUUUUAACCGGCUGUGAAGAGGCUCUGAUUGCAAUUGAGAUUGAUUGUCGUCAAGAGUGGCAUCCAAAUGC
Molecule: messenger RNA, 1416 nt
Organism: Dendroctonus ponderosae (mountain pine beetle)
Lineage: Eukaryota; Metazoa; Arthropoda; Insecta; Coleoptera; Curculionidae
Exons: 4
Coding region: 933-1295 (120 amino acids)
Source: RefSeq, a predicted model, not a curated record